Messenger RNA from Cuscuta campestris, 819 nucleotides. NCBI's taxonomy places the organism in Eukaryota, Viridiplantae, Streptophyta, Magnoliopsida, Solanales, Convolvulaceae. The record is from the annotation of a GenBank genome assembly.
CCUGACAGCGUAUCAGUGAUGCGCUACUAACACAUUCUAAGCAAAAAUCAGACGGUUCAUACUCAGCUCAGAGAGGGCAGAUCAACAACCUCGCUGCACAAUUUAAUGUUUAUAGAAAAACAGAAGUUAGACGAAGAAGGACAUGAGAUGAAGUUCGGAGACGGGCAGUAGAAGGUCGUGAAGGGAAAUCUUGUCAUGGCCCGCGGAAAGAAGAGUGGUUCGUUGUACAUGGUUAGAUUACCGUCUGAGGGAGUGAUCGUCCCGGUUCAGAAGAUAAACAAAGUACAGUUCAUAGAGUCUCGUGGGCAGAAGAAGGUUGUCUAUGCAACAAAGAAACCCAGAGCCACAGGUAAGACUCAGGAUGAACAAAAGCGGAAAGGUUCAAGGAGGCCAGUUAGAGGUAUUUGUGGCAGUGGGAGCUCAUAUGAUGCUUUAGCCAAGGUUUCUAAAAGGCAAUGGGUCAGGAGAACCAGUAUUCUAGUAAUUGGAACAUCUCCAUAUAAUUUCUUUCUAAGUGUGGAGAGUGUUUGUUUUCAGGAUGUUCUCGGAUCUAGCAGCGUGCAUUUGCAGUGGGAGAUGGUAGGGACUGAGGAUGAGUCAGGAGCAGAUUCAGCCGUGACUGAUGUGUUGGAGCUCGAGAGAGCUUCAACGAGGCCUUCAGUUUUCUGAUGAGAGGGCCGCUGCAGCAGGAGAGCUGAGGAAGAUUGUUAGAUAUAAAAGGAAUUGUGGCAAAUGGCAGUUGAUGAUUAUCAACCCUCCAAGUGGGAGAAUGUUAGGUUUGUGGGGGCUAGAUACAUUUGGGCCUAACUUGGGUCGACC